AGAAAAUGAUGAUCUAAGAAUACUUUAUGAAUUUAUCUUGCUUCGAACACUUAGUUAAUUCCUUUCACAGAAUUGCUGAAUCAAAAACUGUUACAGAAUGAAGAUUCUCUUAGCCUUAUUUACAAUCUCCUUUUGUUUCAUUACAUUGAAUGCUGACAAAAAGAAGUCGCCGAAACCAACUAGUGAAGAUAUAACUGAAAAAAACGCAACCGCAUGUGAAAUAACUUUGAAUCAAACGGCAACUCUCAUUGAACCAGCUUUACUUGUUGGAUAUCAAGAAUGGCCAUCUACACUGGAAGAGAUUGAUAAACAUUGCGAUCUUGGAGCAAAGGUCUAUAAAAGCAUUAGACGCUAUGGUCGAUGUACAACUGGAUUAUCUCGUCAAUCACUGAACAUCUUUUUGCGUGGACUGAAAAAAUUCAUGCAAAACAUUUGUUCAUCCAACAAGAGGAAACAAGACACGGCUGAUAUAUUGAAAUGUGCCUCCAAUGGAACCAACGCAGGCUGGAGUAAAUGCCUGAAAGAAACUAAUUCACGACUUGAUAUUACCUCGACAAAUGCCAGUGACCCGGCCAUGGUUGGUAAUAUUUGCUGUGCUUAUUCCUCGUUAGUUAAUUGUAUCAACACCAAUACCGGUACAAAAUCUGAAUGUGAUAAAAGCAAAGAUACAACGUUUUUCCUCCAAUCAUCCAUGGCACUGGUUAUAAAAGAUUUAACAGACUUGCUGUGUACCAAUUAUGAAUCUAAGGAAUCCUGUGAGAUUCAUGAUUCACAAAGAUCUGACAUUUUACAAUCAAUUGCCGAAGGUAAACAUGUUUUUAAAGGAGCUUUCUUAAUGACACCUUUAAUAAAAGCAGCAAGUCAACUGGGUAAAAUCCAUGCUGAUGAUAUUUGAUAGUUUU
This is a messenger RNA of Tetranychus urticae (two-spotted spider mite), 902 nucleotides long. RefSeq lists its product as uncharacterized. The record is from RefSeq and is a predicted model, not a curated record. NCBI's taxonomy places the organism in Eukaryota, Metazoa, Arthropoda, Arachnida, Trombidiformes, Tetranychidae.